GUAGUUGAAACACGGAUUGUGCCGCAACAUUUCGCCCAAAUCGUUCGAACCAAUCGGUUCGGUAGCAGUCAGUGUUGUGCCUGAGAAGCCUUAUUGUACGAGAGCGGUGUGCCUUGCCGUUCCUGCUGUUCGACGAGAUAACGACCGCCAGCGACCGUCGAUUCGAACUCGAGCCACACCAUUUACCGCAUCAGACCGUGGUGGGAGUGAGCAUCAAGACCAGUUUUCCCGUCGCCGGAGUGUGAGAAAGUAAAUGCCAAGUUGUACGCCUGUGCCAAUAUACUCUGUGAUAUAAUUUUAAAAAAUUAACAAAUCUACUUAUCGUGAAGAAACUAAAGUUUUGUCGAGUUUGUGGUGAUAUUGAGUGAAACGAAACGUAACACAGAAAAAAUGGCAUUUAGAGUGGUCGGGUUAUUGAUUCGCCAGGAAGUUGCUGCACUUGGCGGCAAGACAUCAACGCGCAUGAUCAGUAGCAGUACGGUUCGAUCUGCACGAAUUUUAAAAGACUCACCGAACGCAUAUCUCAACAAAAAUCUUCUGGAUCGUUAUCAGAAACUGAAGUAUGACCCCAAGUAUGUUCAGGCCACCUACGUGUGGAUUGAUGGUACAGGCGAACACGUUCGCUUGAAGGACCGUGUGUUGGAUUAUGUCCCGAAGAAGCCAGAAGAUGUCCCGAACUGGCAGUACGAUGGCAGCUCAACAUAUCAGGCUUUGGGCAAAAAUUCAGAUAUCAAACUUGUACCAAGAGCUCUGUACAAGGAUCCUUUUAAGCCAGGCAACAACGAUGUCAUUGUUUUGUGUGACACAUACGAGCCAGACGGCAAACCGACUGAAUCAAACAAACGUGCUGCCAUGCAGGAUGCCUACAACAAAACUAAAACCCAUGAACCGUGGUUUGGAAUCGAACAGGAGUAUACCUUUCUAGACAUCGAUGGUAGACCACUGGGAUGGCCCUCGGGUGGAUUCCCCGGACCACAGGGACCCUACUACUGUGCUGCUGGUGCUCAAAAUGUUGUCGGUCGUGAUAUUGCCGAAGCUCAUGCCCUCGCUUGUUUGUAUGCUGGAAUCGAUUUUGCCGGAACAAACGCCGAAGUGAUGCCUGCUCAGUGGGAAUAUCAAGUCGGACCGAAUCUCGGUAUGAAAUGUGCCGAUGAUUUGUGGGUAUCUCGAUAUAUCCUGUGGAGAAUCGCUGAAGAUUACGGUGUCGUUGUAACAUUCGAUCCAAAACCGAUGGAAGGUAACUGGAACGGUGCCGGUGGCCAUUGCAACUUCUCCACAAAGGAAAUGCGAGUAGACAACGGCAUCGAAGCGAUCAAGGCGGCCAUCGAAAAGCUCUCCAAACAGCAUGCCAAGCACAUCAAGGCGUACGAUCCUCGCGGAGGAAAGGACAACGAACGGCGUUUAGUUGGCCGACUGGAAACUUCCUCGAUUGAUAAAUUUAGCUGGGGUGUUGCUGACCGCAGUACAAGUGUGCGUAUACCACGCGGGGUUGCCGAAGCAAAUAAAGGUUACCUGGAGGACCGUCGUCCUAGUUCCAAUUGUGAUCCCUAUAGUGUUUGUCAUGCUAUUUUGACGACCUGUCUGGUUGACAAUUGAUUGUCCUAACCCGCAACAAAUCUAUCAAUACUUACUGCAAUUGUGUAUUCUCGUUAAAUAGUUGAACAAUGUUUCUCUCAGGUGGAUAGACUAGAUGCGUGUAAAAGUGUUUUCACUGUGCAGAAAAAUGAUAUCAUUUUGAAUCUUUGAACAAUUAUCACAUUAAUCGACGGAGAUAUUAUACCAUCAAGGAAUGCAAAAGCGAUUAUCAGACAUACAACACGCAGAUGAUUUCGAGCCACACGUUAUUUACACACAAGCCACUUUUAAUGAUGCUAGCAAAGAAACGAAAAUGUGUACCUUAAAGUAAAGUGCAGACAGACAAACUAUAGCAAAUUUAACUCAUGUUGCAAUUAGUGUAUUUUAGAUUAUUUUUUGUAAAUUUUUCCUAAGCAUGUUACAGGAAACGGUCGAACGAGAAAUACUGAACGCAUGUACAAGAAUUAAGGUAUACUUAAAAUCGCACCAACCAAGAUACAUACGGUUACGUUUAAGAAAAGAUUUGUUUUUAUUGUUUAUAAUGAUAAAGAUGAAUGUACGUAUUAUUGACUGACAGUUUUCGUUGUCUUUUAGAUAAUUUUAGGAGAUAUUGAAUGAGGAAAAGAAAAGUUCAUAGCUCAACUGUAUUUAGUUGAAGCACAACCUUGGGAUGUCAUAGAAAGUGUGUUUUUAUUGUUAACUUAGCGUAGUUUCUAACCAACAUUUGCGCAAAUUGGAAUUCAAACUGCUUCAAAGUAAAAAUAUCGCAAAAAGAUGAAUCGAUAUAUGUUAGAGAACGGUAAAUAAAGCAUAUUAAUAAAGUGUUCAAUUUAGCUAUCAAUUAA
Malaya genurostris is the source of this 2420-nucleotide messenger RNA. RefSeq names its product glutamine synthetase 1, mitochondrial-like. The record is from RefSeq and is a predicted model, not a curated record. NCBI's taxonomy places the organism in Eukaryota, Metazoa, Arthropoda, Insecta, Diptera, Culicidae. The coding region runs from base 391 to 1596 and encodes 401 amino acids. Gene Ontology annotation, cellular component: cytoplasm. The transcript is spliced from 2 exons. Gene Ontology annotation, molecular function: glutamine synthetase activity.